AUGGCAGCUAAAUUCCAGACGAGAUCAGUGAGCUUGCCCACCAGAUCUCACCCUACAACCAUCAAAAUCCACGAGGAGCUCACCAGACUGAGAGCUUCCGACCCAUCAUCGGCUUCUUCUAGUUCCGCCAUCUGCAACAGUUUAUCAACUCUAAGAGACGUCUACGACAGCCUGGACGAGCUUCUCGCCAUGGCAUCAACUCGAGAAGCUCUGUCUCGCUGCCGAUGCGUGGCAGAGGAGGAGCUCUUCUUAAAUGGAUCCGUCAAGCUUAUGGACACUUGCGAGAUCGCCAAGGAUGUGAUCGCGAGGUUAAGAGAAAGCGUGGCAGCCCUUCAAUCUGCGAUCCGCAGGAGAAGGAAAGGGGACUCCAGUUUGGAAUCCUCUGUUUCUGACUACAUUCGGUUGCGGGGGAAGACGAGGAAAGACGCCAGGAAAUUGAUUGCCCAGUUGAAGCAGCAGAUGGGCAAUCACAAUCUAAAACUUAGGGCGGCCGAUCACGACGAUGAUGAACUCUUUGGCGAAGUCGUUAGGGUUCUCAGAGAAGUUUAUGCGGCCAGCAGCUGUGUAUUGCAAGCGUUGUUGAGCUUUGUUAUGACGCCGGUUUGUGGCAGGGCAAAACAGAGCAAGUGGGGGAUUGCAUCCAAGCUGAUGAGAAGGCAUAAGGUGGCGGCCGUUGGGUGCGAGGUGAACGAGAUUCAAGCUGCGGAUGUUGCUUUGGUCGGGGAUGAUCCGAAGAAGGAAUUUGGUAACAAGGAGUUGGAAUCGGUGGAGUGCUGUUUUAAAGAGAUUGAGGGUGGUGUGGAGGGUGUUUUCAGGAGAUUGAUCAAAUCGAGAGCUUCUCUGCUCAACAUACUGUCUCAGUGA
Messenger RNA from Linum tenue, 864 nucleotides. The record is from the annotation of a GenBank genome assembly. NCBI's taxonomy places the organism in Eukaryota, Viridiplantae, Streptophyta, Magnoliopsida, Malpighiales, Linaceae.